Messenger RNA from Drosophila ficusphila, 1452 nucleotides. Its product is annotated as cell adhesion molecule-related/down-regulated by oncogenes. The transcript is spliced from 5 exons. The record is from RefSeq and is a predicted model, not a curated record. NCBI's taxonomy places the organism in Eukaryota, Metazoa, Arthropoda, Insecta, Diptera, Drosophilidae. The coding region runs from base 252 to 1334 and encodes 360 amino acids.
AGUUUGUUGAUAGCCAGCCGCGCGAACGGAACGCGUACGGAAGAAAACGAUCGCGAGAUCGAUGUGGCUACAAUAUUUACGGACCACACUAGCCGCAAUUGCCGGAGGAAAACAAAAGCAACCGGAGCUCCAGCUCCAGACGGGAAAAGCUAACAUUUUGCGAAUUUAGCAAACUCCAGUGAGCGGGGAAAACUUUGUGUUCCUUCGGCGAUAACUUGUGGAAGGCAAUGUCGCGGAUAUGCUAAUUGGAAAUGGAUCCGAUGAUUUGUGAUCUGUGGUCCAGCCACAUCUGGCUUUUGGUGCUCAUUUGUUUCUGCGGCUUUCAACAAUCCAGUGGUUUUUUCGUGGACUACACAGAGAACACGGAGCUCAUUCAGCAGAGAGCCGGCUACGAUGUCAAGCUGCAGUGCAAUCUCAAAGGUCUGGUGGACGAGAGCAUGUUGGACGACAUCAAAAUACAUUGGUACUUCAAGCAAUGCAGCGAAAACAAUUGCCAUCAGCUGGAGUCUGUGGAUGAGUGGACGGCCCUACCUUGUGAGCCGAGUCUGUGCCGUCCGGAGCUCUGGCUCCGAAAUGUUACAGAAAGGUACUCCGGACUCUACAAGUGCAGCAUAAAUCCCCACAUUUGGGAUAAAGCUCAAACUGUGGACGUUCAACUGGUUCGCACCUAUCAGUUGGAUGUGAAGAACACUUCCUUGGCUGCUCCCGAGUUCGUAGACUCGUAUCCCAACAACAAGACGGUGCUGGUGGGCAGCCAGGUGGUCUUCCAGUGCCGCGUUCACAGCGAGGAGCAUCCCACGAUCAAGUGGUUCCGCAGGCAGACCUUCGUGGGAACCCAGUCGACCGGGGAGUCGUCCUCAACUGCCUCCACUACCUCCAACUUCAGCACCCACAUAGUCCGCUACAAUGGAAGGACGUACGAACUGCUGUCCACAGAUCCCGAGAAACUAAUGGCUCCCCAGAUGUACCUCAGCAAGUUGAUCCUGGAUGGUGUGAGGUUCAGGGAUGCCGGUCACUACGCCUGCGUGGCCAUCAGCUAUCGUGGCCACAAGAUCCGGGAGGCUUUCCUCGAAGUCCUGCCCGUACAGGACGACUCGGACCUGGAGAAGGAAUACUGGUCGGACUACGAUGGUAGCGACGAGGGAGUUCCAACCAGCGAUCCCCGGGAGUUUCUGCUCCUGUUCCUAAUGCCACUUGGCCUGGCUCUUCUUCCACUCACUGUGUGGUUUAGUUAUGUGUUGUACAAACGGUGCUCCGGUGGUCACGGCGACUGCCAGCGGAUGGAUUCCGAUGAGGAUCUGGAGGCGGAGAGGUGCGUCCUGGGAGGAAACUAAUGCCAUUAUUAGAAAUGCUGCAAACCGAAUUACGCUUAUUAAAUAUACGAAUAAAGACUGUAAUUAAAGUUAAGGAUAUGUACACUUUAUAUAAAAUAUAUUAUAUAUUAUAAAGCAA